Salarias fasciatus (jewelled blenny) is the source of this 10012-nucleotide messenger RNA. Its product is annotated as laminin subunit alpha-3-like. Gene Ontology annotation, molecular function: signaling receptor binding; extracellular matrix structural constituent. Gene Ontology annotation, biological process: regulation of cell adhesion; cell adhesion; regulation of embryonic development. Lineage: Eukaryota; Metazoa; Chordata; Actinopteri; Blenniiformes; Blenniidae. Gene Ontology annotation, cellular component: basement membrane. The record is from RefSeq and is a predicted model, not a curated record. Bases 283 to 9771 code for a protein of 3162 amino acids. The transcript has 73 exons.
CAGAGAGCCGCGCUGUGGCGCACGGAUUGGCUUUGGAGCACGGAAAACGGGAGCUGUUGGUUUUCUGAAGACAUGCGGGGGAAAUAACACACAUCUUCAACAUUGGAUCACUACAAAACUUUUUUUCUUUGCUCAUUUGUCUGAGGUUUCGGGGUCUGUUUAGUCCCAGUGGAGGUUUCCUGACUGCGCGCAGCGCCUCGUCUUCAUGGAGCUCUCCAGAUGACCGGACCCGCAGGCAGCGGGCUGCUCUCAGCAUCUUAAGGAGGCUCUCCACCGAGGAACAUGGCGAGAAGGAUGAGGGGGGCUCAUCUGCUCGCUGCUCUUUGUAGCUGCUGGAUCACGCUUUUCGGGGAAGCAGACGGACAGCAAACGUUUAACGAUGUUACCGGCUUCAGCCUGAGCCCGCCGUACUUCAACCUGGCUGCGGGCUCGCGGAUCUCUGCCUCCGCGACCUGCGGACAGGAUGAGGCUGGAGCGCCGCGGCAGGAUCUAUACUGCAAGCUGGUCGGAGGACCGACCACUGGACUUCCCACUCAAACGAUACAGGGUCAGUUCUGUGACUACUGCAACGCCGCCGACCCAAACAAAGCCCAUCCGGUGAGCCACGCCAUCGACGGGACGGAGCGGUGGUGGCAGAGCCCCCCUCUCUCCAGGGGGGUGGGCUACAACGGCGUGAACGUCACCCUGGACCUGGGUCAGCUCUUCCACGUGGCGUACGUCCUCAUCAAGUUUGCCAAUUCACCCCGCCCUGACCUCUGGGUGCUGGAGCGCUCCGUGGACCACGGGAGGACCUUCAGCCCCUGGCAGUACUUUGCACAUUCGAAGCGCGAGUGCAUCGAGAGGUUCGGGAAGGAGCCCAACGCCCGGAUACUGAACGAUGACGACCGGCUCUGCACCACAGAGUACUCGCGCAUCGUUCCCCUGGAGAACGGAGAGGUGGUGGUGUCUCUGGUCAACGGGCGGCCCGGGUCCAGAAACUUCACCUACUCUCCGGUGCUGAGGGACUUCACCAAGGCCACCAACGUGCGGCUGCACUUCCUGCGCACCAACACCCUGCUGGGCCACCUCAUCUCCAAGGCCCAGAGAGACCCGACCGUCACCCGCCGGUAUUACUACAGCAUCAAAGACAUCAGCAUCGGCGGACGCUGCGUCUGUCACGGGCACGCUCAGGUCUGCGGCGGCGCUCCAGACGAGGCCAAUCCCAACCGCCUGCAGUGUGAGUGCCAACACAACACCUGCGGAGAGUCAUGUGACCGCUGCUGCCCCGGAUUCAACCAGAAGCCGUGGCGAGCCGCCACUGUGGACAGCCCCAACGAGUGUCAGCCCUGCCAGUGCUUCUCCCAUGCAGCCGACUGUUAUUACGACCCAGAGGUGGAGAGGAGGAGAGCAAGUUUAGACACCUUCGGCAGGUAUGACGGAGGCGGCGUGUGCAUCAACUGCCAGCACAACACUGCAGGAGUGAACUGUGAGCAAUGCCUCGAAGGCUUCUACAGGCCUCAUGGAGUCGCUCCUGAAUCUCCCACUGGAUGCAUACCUUGUCGCUGUGACCAGAGGACCACCGCCGGCUGUCAGAUGGGAUCUGGAAGGUGCAUCUGCAAGCCGCAGUUUACAGGAGAGAACUGCGACCGCUGCUCCGACGGAUACUAUUACUACCCAGAGUGCAUCAGAUAUCCCGUUUACACCACGACCACCGAGUCCCCCGCCGGCCCCAUCGUGGUUCCCAGCGCCUGUCCUCCGGGAUUCUUCAACCCUCCCUACUGUCAGCCGUGUAACUGUGACUACAGCGGGACGGUGAGCGGAGUGUGUGACUCUGCGGGCCGCUGCCUGUGCCGUCAGGGCGUGGAGGGCGAGCGGUGCGACCGCUGCCGGCCCGGGUAUCACUCCUUCCCCAACUGCCAGGCCUGUUAUUGUGACUACAGCGGGACGGAGAGCGGCGUGUGUGACCCGGCGGGCCGCUGCCUGUGCCGUCAGGGCGUGGAGGGCGAGCGGUGCGACCGCUGCCGGCCCGGAUAUCACUCCUUCCCCAGCUGCCAGGCGUGUAACUGUGACUACAGCGGGACGGAGAGCGGACCGUGUGACCCUGCGGGCCGCUGCCUGUGCCGUCAGGGCGUGGAGGGCGAGCGGUGCGACCGCUGCCGGCCCGGAUAUCACUCCUUCCCCAGCUGCCAGGCGUGUAACUGUGACUACAGCGGGACGGCGAGCGGAGUGUGUGACCCUGCGGGCCGCUGCCUGUGCCGUCAGGGCGUGGAGGGCGAGCGGUGCGACCGCUGCCGGCCCGGAUAUCACUCCUUCCCCAGCUGCCAGGAGUGUGUGUGUGACGGAGCCGGUGUGGCCGAACGUGUGUGCGGCCCGGACGGUCGCUGCUCCUGCCUCCCCAACUUCGGAGGAGCGGAGUGCGACGAGUGCGCCCCGGGUUACUACGGAUACCCCGACUGCGCUGUGUGCCGCUGUUCUCCUGAAGGCUCGUACGGCGCGGCGUGUAACCCGCUGUCCGGUCAGUGCCUGUGUCUUCCGGGUGUGGUGGGCCAGCAGUGUGACCGCUGUGCGUCUGGACUCAGGUUCCCACAGUGUUCAGCUCCCGUCCUCGCAUGCAACGCAGCAGGAACCGAGAGUUCCGACCCUCAGACAGGCUCCUGUCGCUGUCGCGCCAACGUGGAGGGAAACCAGUGUGAGCGCUGUAAACCGCUCUACUGGAAUCUGGCCGCAGACAACCCUCGAGGCUGCACAGACUGCGAGUGCGACCUGAAGGGGACGCUGAGCGGCCUCGGAGAGUGCAGGCAGGGAGACGGACAGUGUUUCUGUAAGCCCGCUGCCUGUGGACAAGCCUGUGAUACCUGUAAGGACGGUUACUUCCUGCUGCAGAAGAAGAACUAUUUUGGGUGUCAAGGGUGUCAGUGCGAUGUGGGCGGCGCGAUCGACUCUUCGUGCGACGAGACGUCAGGACAGUGCCGCUGUCGGAAUCACGUCGUCAGUCGUAACUGCACAGAGCCAGCGGCGGGCUACUACUUUCCCAAUCUGCACCACCUGAAGUUUGAGGUGGAGGACGGCACGACGCCGGCCGCCCGGCCUGUGCGCUUCGGUUUCGACCCGCAGGAGUUCCCAGAGUUCAGCUGGAGGGGUUACGCUGUCAUGUCUCCUGCACAGAGCGAAGUCAGAGUAACAGUGCAUGUAGAUCCGAAAGAUGGGAGGCAGCACUUAUACCGAGUGCUCCUGCGGUUCAUUAACCCCCGCAGCAGCAGUGUGACUGGUAGCAUCCAGGCCACCAGUACCAGAGGCACUGCAGGGCCGCAGCAGAGUAAGGAAGUAGUUUUUCCCCGGAGUCCCUCGCCGGCCUUCCUCACUGUCCCGGGGGACGGCUUCGCUGAGCCCUUCACACUGAAUCCUGGGAAGUGGAUCAUUCACAUCAAGGCGGAAGGCGUCCUGCUGGAUUAUUUGGUGCUGCUGCCCCGGGAAUACUACGAAGCUCCUGUGCUGCAGGAAAAGAUCACCGAGCCCUGCACGUACCUGCCCAGCGCAGACAAGCGGGCACACUGUCUCCUGUACAAACACCUUGCCAUGGACGGCUUCAGCAACACCCUGGGCUCACAGGGACGUCUCUCCGCCCGCGGGGGUCGCAGGAGGAGGCAGGCUCGUGUGCGGCGCCUCACCCCGGACCACCCCAACAUGGCUGCUCUCGACGGGAGACAGUCGCAGCUGGAGCUCAGUCUGCGGGUGUCCCAGCCCGGUCUGUACGCCCUCGUGCUCGAGUACGCCAGCGAGGUGGACACGACGCAGAACGUCAACGUGCUGAUGAGCGGCGAGUCGAGAGGCCGGAUCCCGGCCAGGGCCAACAUUUACAGCUGCGCCUUGAGCCAUCUAUGCCGGAGUGUCGCAUUGGACAGCAGGAAUCAAGUAGCCAUGCUGCAGUUGACUCACAGGACCGAAGUGCUUCUGCAAACAUCCACCACGUCCUUCUUCCUGUAUAAAGUUUAUGCAUUGCCCGCGGAGGUUUUCUCCAUUCAGUAUGUGAACCCCAAAAUGCUGUGUGUUUCCACUCAUGGGCGCUUCACUGAAGACAGUCUGCACUGCAUUUUGAGUGAAUUCGACAAACCUUCCUUCGCCUGGAUUCUGUACGCGGCUCAGGACGGAAAGCUGUCGUCCUCCGCAGCUCCCGCUCCACAGCGAGCGGAGAGCGAGGACUGGAGGAGGAGGCGACAGUCGGGGGGUUUCCCCCUCCGUGAACCUCCCAUAGACGGGAUACUGCUCAAAUACCCUCAGACGGAGAUCAGUUUCCGUCCGGAGGUGCCGCUCCCAGGCAGGUAUGUGGUGGUGGUCCAUUACCAUCAGCCUGAGCAUGCGUCCUUCCCUGUGGAGGUGCGAGUGGAUGCUGGAAAAGAAUGGAAAGGUGGGAUCAACGCCACCUUCUGUCCCGCCGUCUCGGGCUGCAGGCAGGUCGUCAUCGCCGACGGCCGCAUCGCCCUGGACUUCGACAGGGAUACCUGGCAGCGGCCCGCCGUUUCGUUGACUGUACCACCGAAUAAGACUCUCAUCCUGGAUUAUAUCAUGCUGGUUCCUGAUGACAGUUACACACCGGAGCUCCUGAAAGAGAAGCCGCUGGACAAAUCUGCAGAAUUCACACAGCAGUGCAGAGGAGAAGGCUUUUAUAUUCAUCCCUCUGGUUCGUCUCAGUUCUGCCGGGAGUCGGCCCGCUCUCUCGUGGCUGCGUAUAACGACGGCGCGCUGCCGUGCGACUGUGACCCGUCCGGAUCUACCCGGACCCUCUGCGACCCGGACGGGGGUCAGUGUCCCUGCCGGCAGCACGUCAUCGGCCGGAGGUGCACCAAAUGCGCCACAGGAUACUACGGAUUCCCCUACUGCAGGCCGUGCGAAUGCGGCCGCAGACUCUGCGACGAAGUGACGGGACGCUGCAUCUGCCCUCCUCAGACCGUCAGACCGGCCUGUGACGUCUGCCAGAAUCAGACUUUCAGCUUCCACCCCCUGCUGGGCUGCGAGAGCUGCGGCUGCUCGCCAAACGGCGUGCUCGCCAACCCCGGGCCUCAGUGUGACCGCCUCACCGGACAGUGCAGCUGUAAGCCUCGGAUCGGAGGCCGGCAGUGCGACCGCUGCGCCGCGGGCUUUUACCGCUUCCCCGACUGUUUGCCCUGCAACUGCAACCAGGGGGGGGUCACGGCCAACGUGUGCGACCCGGACACGGGCCGGUGCCUCUGCAAGAGAAAUGUCGCUGGCAGCAGGUGCAGCACCUGUCGGGAAGGGUCCUUCUAUUUCGACCGCUCCAGCCCCUUCGGCUGUACCAGCUGCUUCUGUUUCGGAGCCACUGACCGGUGUCAGAGCUCCAGAAAGCGCAGGGGGAAGUUUGUCCAGAUGCGAGGCUGGCGUCUGGAGAGCUCCGAGAACGAGGACGUCCCGUCGGUCUUGAACGCGGCCAGCAACACGGUGGUGGCCGACGUUCAGGAGCUCCCCUCCGUCGUUCAGGCUCUGCACUGGGUGGCGCCGCAGUCCUACCUGGGAAACAGGGUUUCAUCUUAUGGCGGAUUCCUCACCUAUCAGGUCAAAACGUUCGGGAUUCCCAGUGAAGGAAUGAAGCUGAUCAGCAAAAGGCCCGACGUCAUACUGACUGGUCAGAACAUGACUCUGAUCCACAUGGCUCCUCAGGAUCCUCUCCCUGACAGACUGUAUCAGGGCCGAGUGCAACUUCUGGAGGGAAACUGGCGUCACGCCGGCACCAACAGGCCCGUGUCCAGAGAGGAGCUGAUGAUGGUCUUGGCCAACCUGGCGGGCCUCAGGAUCCGGGCCCUGUACUUCACCCAGAGCCAGCGCCUCAGCUUGGGGGAGGUGGGCCUGGAGAGGGCCACCGGCUCUGGAACCGGAAGCCCCGGGAACACCGUGGAGGUCUGUUCCUGCCCCCCUCAGUACGACGGAGACUCCUGUGAGAGAUGUGCUCCUGGUUACUACAGAGAGUCCAGCCUGGGCAGCUGUAUUCCGUGCAAAUGUAACGGGCUGGCGGACGAGUGCGAGGACCGGACGGGGAAGUGCCUGGACUGCCAGUACAACUCGGCUGGGGACCAGUGCGAGCGCUGUAAAGACGGUUAUUAUGGGAACGCGGCUCAGAGGACGUGCAGAGUGUGCCCGUGUCCGUUCACCACGCCUGCAAACAGCUUUGCAGUCGGGUGCAUGGACGUGUUUGGAGACGUUAAGUGUCUCUGCAAAUCCGGCUACACUGGUGAACGAUGUGAGAACUGUGCUCCCGGUUACUACGGCGACCCGCUCACUCCAGGAGGAAGCUGCAAGCCCUGUAACUGUUUCGGCAACGGUAACAACUGUGACCGCAAGACUGGAGUUUGCAAGAGCACACUGGAGCCGGGGGACACAAACAUAGACGAUACCUGCAAAGAAUGUGACAACUGUGCCCAGACGCUGCUGCAAGACCUGGAGAAGCUGGACGACGAGCUGGGAAGGAUCAAGAGUCAGCUGGACAAUGCAACCGCCAGCGCCUCGUCUCAGGAGAGGCUGAAGAAGCUGGAGAAGGCCGUGCAAGACACCAAGACCCUUGUUAACAAAUACGACUCCGCCAUUAAAGGCCAAAAGUCAAAGGUCACUCAGCUGGAGGAGGACAUGAACACGCUGGAGGACGACAUCAACGCUGUCAAGAACAAGGCGGAUAAGAAGGAAGCUGAUGCCGACAAGGCUGUCAACGACAUCGAAAAAACUCACAACAGAGCCAAAGAUUUGGACUCGGAGAUUCAAAAAAUGCUCAAGAAAAUCAAAGAUCUCCUGGACCAGCUGCAGAAUGAAGGCAACAGAGGUGAUACUCCGAAUGUAAACCUGGCCAAGCUGCUGGAGGACGCCAAGAAAAUGGUGGAUGAAAUGGAGAAGAGGAACUUCACCCCUCAGAAGACAGCUGCGGAGAAAGAAAGAGAUGAAGCCAAGAAACUGUUGGACGACAUCAAGACGAAAAUCACGACUCAGGCAGAUCAAAACGGGGCUGCAGCUGAGAAGAUCCGUAACCUCCUGAAGGAUUACGACUCCAAGCUGAAGGACCUGGAUAAAGCUCUGAAGGAUGCAGCGGACUUGGUGAAAAAAGCCAACACGCAGAACGGACUGAACGGGCAGACUCUGGGAGAUCUGCAGGACCGUAUCGAUGACAUGAAAAAGGAGCGUAAGACGGUGGAGGAUCAGAUGAAGUUGGCUGAGGGCGAGCUGAAGAAAACAGAAGAUUCGUUGAAAAAGCUCAAAGACGGUAAAACGGAGUACGAGCAGCUGGCGGCACAGCUGGACGGCGCCAAGACCGAUCUGACCAAGAAAGUCAACGACAUUUCCAAGGCCGCCGGCAUGAACAACGUCGUGGAGGCCGCCGAAGACCACGCUAACAACCUGGAGAAUCUCGCCAAGGAGUUGGAGGAUACCGUGAAGAGUGCAAGCGACCGCCCGGAGGUGCGCAACGCAAAAGACGCCAUCGACGCCUACAAGAACAUCACAGAUGCCAUCAAUGCCGCCGACGCAGCCGCCAAGGAGGCCAAAAAGGCAGCAGACGAGGCUUUUAAUAACGUUAAAAAGCAGAAGCUUCCCGAAAGAGCGCAACAGAUGAAAGAAGGAGCGAAUGAACUUUUGAAGGAAGCUCAGGAUGCACAGAAAGACCUUCAGGGCCCGUCCAGCGAGCUUUCAGACCUGCUGAAGCGCCUGGCAGACGCAGACAACAAGAAGAAUUCUCUGGAGGACAGCCUCCAGGACACCGUCAAUCAGCUCAAUAACAUCAAGCCAGCGGCUGACAUAGGCAACAUGAUCGAUGAGGCCAAGAGAAAAGCGGCAGCAGCCAACGACACAGCCUUCGACACCAUGGGCCGACUCGACGAAAUCAAAAAGGAGCUCGACAAGAUCAAACUCUCGCCCUCGGGUUCCGACCUUGGGGGGGUUUUAGAUGACGUGGACCGAUCAGUGAAGAACUUGUGGAAAACCAUCCCAUCUCUGAGCGAUAAGAUCUCGCAGGUGGAGGACCUGACCACAUCGUUCACACCAAUCACCAACAUCUCCAACCACAUCAACAAGAUCAAGGACCUCAUCGAACAGGCCAGAGACGCAGCCAACAAGAUCGUGAUCCCUAUGAAUUUCGCCGGCGACGGCCACGUGGAGCUCCGUCCACCCAAGAAUCUGGACGAUCUGAAGGCCUACACCGCCUUGUCCCUGUCCCUGCAGAGGCCCGAGGGCCGGGGAGACGGCAAGCGCAGGCGCAGACAGGCCAGAGAGAAAGAGGACCUGUUCGUGAUGUAUCUGGGCCACAGAGAUUCCUCUAAGAACUACAUCGGCAUGGCUUUAAGGAACAACAUCCUGUUCGGCUUCUACAAGCUCAACGGAGUCGAGUACGAGAUGCAAAGUGGCUACAUCUCCAAAUCUGCUUCCGAGCCUGCCAAGUUCGACAGAGUGGACCUCCGCAGAAUUUACCAGGAUGCACAGAUGAGUCUGACGAAAGACAUAACCUCCACCAAACCCGGGGAACCCAUCAUUAGAAACAAGCAGGGCGAGGAGAGUAAGAACCUGCUGGACCUCAACCCCAGUGAUGUGGUUUUCUACGUUGGAGGCUACCCCGACGACUUCACUCCACCUCCUUCUCUCCAGUACCCCAAAUACAAGGGCUGCAUGGAGUUCUCCUCCUUCAAUGACAAAGUCAUCAGUCUCUACAACUUCCAGAAGGCAGUGAAUAUUAACAGAGAGACUCCGUGUAAGAGGUAUGUUCCUCCGGAAGAUACGCACUUCUACGAAGGCACUGGAUUUGGAAAAGUGAUCGUUGAUAAAUUCUUGUCGACGCUCUUCAUCGAAAUGACCAUCAAUUCUCGCUCAGAAAAUGGCCUGCUCCUGUACAUUGCUGGCAAGGACAAAUACUUCACUUUGACCACAGAGAAGGGCGUCAUUUACAUCCGUAGCAACGUGAUCAGCACACCGGCUACAGAGAACAAGAAACUACUCCCUACGUCAAAACCGAUCGAUAUCCAGGUCAUCAUAAUCCCCAAAGGAGACGUUUUAGUGCGUGUGGACGGUCAGCUUGCUGCCAAAGCUACAGCUCAAUUCAAAUUAGACGAAUUCAAAGAGUUCUACACUGGCGGAGCACCACAAGAGUUGAGGGAAAGGUAUAACAUCACCAUUCAGCCGUUCAAAGGAUGCUUGAGGAAUCUGAAGCUACAUAAAUCCUUUAAGCUUGUUGAUGAGCCAGUGGGCAUCAGCAAAGGUUGCCCCAAGGAAUCUCUGGUUCCUCGUAAAGCAGAGUUCGCCCUCGGCAGCUCGCUCUCUUCUGCACUUACAGGCUUCAGUCUGGAAAAUGACGUGACCGUUUCCAUCGGGUUUAAGAGCACGGAGAAGGAGGGGCUCAUCCUGCAGGACAAGAAACUGGCUAACGGGGUCAGCCUGGAAAUAGACAACGGCUAUGUGAUCGCCGUCUUUAACGACAAGGCGUUUAAAUCCAACAAGCAGUACCACGAUGGCGUGUGGCAUUACGUAACUGUCAGAAGACGAGCCGGAAAGGUGGAGAUGCUGAUCGACGAUGAGGACAGCGGUCAGGAGCAGCCGGACGCCGUCAACAUCCCGGACACUUCUGGCGUUGUUUACCUGGGAGACGAGAAGUUCAAAGGCUGCCUCUCCAACUUCUACACCAGACGACCAAACAGCCUGUACAAAGCUGAAGACUUGAGCGAAUUCACGGCUUCCGGCGACGUCCUGCUGGACACCUGCACGCCCGACACCCUCGCUCAGCUCAUGAUGGACCGCCAGUCCAAGAAGAGAUGAAGAAGAAGGAGUCCUAAGACGCUGCCGAUGGCGACAACAACAACAACAACAGUCUAACACUGACUCCAAAAAGCGGCCCACAGCUUACGCACAACCUCACUCACCUGCAGUGUUCUUCAAUAAAAGAAACAAACAUGCAUGGACGCUUCAGUAACCACAACAUUGACUAAAUGUGUUGUUUUUUGUGGGUUCUAUUUAAGUUCAAUAACCACAAUCCUGUGAAUAACAACCUUGAAAUUAU